Messenger RNA from Homo sapiens (human), 5027 nucleotides. It is a transcript of the gene ZNF319, whose product is annotated as zinc finger protein 319. The coding region runs from base 1438 to 3186 and encodes 582 amino acids. The record is from RefSeq and is marked validated. The transcript has 2 exons. Lineage: Eukaryota; Metazoa; Chordata; Mammalia; Primates; Hominidae. Gene Ontology annotation, cellular component: nucleus.
GCCCGUCUCCGCAAGGCCAUCGGUCCGUCCGCCCGCCCUCCCGGCGCUCCUCGCCCCGGCCCCGCUACUCCGGCAGCGCGCGUCGCUUCCUCCGUUCCGGCCGCCGCUAGCCCGUCCCCCGCCCCCGGUCCGGCCGCAGCCGCUACGCGAGGCCGGGGAUUGGCAGCGCGCGUAGGCCGCGCCGCCGCGGAUGGAGCCGGAAUAAAGGGGCGGCCGAGAGAGCAGCUGGUCGCCGCUCGCCCCGCGCCUGCCCUGCAGGCGGCCUGGAGCAGGUGAGCGGCGGGGCGCCCGGGGCCGCAUCUGGGGGCCACCCCCGCGCCCGCCGCACCCCUUCCUCUGCCGGCCCGGCCGCCCCCCCGCGCCCCUCCGCCGCGACCUAGCGGCCUCUUGAGCUUCUGGGCGGCCCAGGCCGGGCCUCGAGGCGCAGCCGCUUCCUGGGCCCGGCCUGUAGCCCUGGGGCCUUUCUCCAGCCCGGCCGCCCUCGGGGCUCGCCCUCGGGUCGCAGCGGCCGGGCCAUCCCGGACGAGGGCUGACAGGACGCAGCCCAGCUGGGCCUGCAGGCAGGGCCGGCGGGAGGUGAUCGGCUUUCAUUCGGUUUCUCAGGGAGGAAGAAGAGACGGGGUGGGGCGCAGGUGGGGGGCCUCCCCUGCCUCUCCUUGCCUCCUCUCUCCCCUUUGCGGAGUGAUCACAGAGGCUUCCUGGCUGCACCUUGCUGCAGGAGGGCCAGGGUGGGCAGGGGGUGCUGCAGACCAAGCCAGGGGACACUGUCUGACAGCCAUUCAUGCCAGAAAAAGCAAACAAAACAGUGGGUUGGCACAGCGGACCUACAGGCGCUCAGAGAAGCCCACCUUCCCCCUCUCUGUCCCGAGAAGGCUUAGAGUGGUACCUGCUUGCUCAAGCAACCUGCUGCCUCCACCCAGAGCAGCCGCUCCUCUCCUCCCUCCCUUCCGGAAGAUGCUGAGGAUGACAGCUUUUAGCCUGACUCUUACAUUUCUUUGGCAGAGCAGUUAGAGGCCAGACUGUCCUGUGAAGGCUUCUCCUUCCUUCUUCCUCUGCUCAGGAGAAAACUUACAAACUUUUAAAUGUAAGAGGCAGAUGAGCUGGGAACCUGGAAGUGGGUUGCAUCUGACUCUGAAAGUUCCUCCCUCUCGCUGGCAUUACCUCAUGCUGCCACAAAGUGAACGGAUCACUGGGGAAGGCAGAGUCUCCCCGGCACUGCUGGGACCCUCCCUUGAAGAGCCCCCAUGUCCUGUAGGCAGAGCCUUGUAGUCUGUCCGCUUGGUUACUGACUCGGGCUGUCUGACCAGCCCCUCUUCUGUGCCUUGUCUGAGGUCCUUGUCCAUCUCUGUGAUUGGGCAGCUUCUCUCUCUGGAUUGGGUCACGUGAAGCGGGAAACUGAAGCCAUUACUCUCCAAACCCUGUUUCAUCUUCCCAAGCAUGUCGGAAAGCUGGCAACAGCCGCCACAGACGCAGCCGCAGCAGCCACAGCCACCGCAGCCUCAGCACCAUGCAGAGCCACCGCCAGCCCUGGCAGAGCACACGCUGCCUCCGGGCACGGCGGAGAACCCCCUGGGCUGUGCCGUCUAUGGCAUCCUCCUGCAGCCAGACCCCGGCCUGCAGCCCCCACAACACGCACCCCUGCAGGCAGCAGGAGAGCCAGGCCCCAAAUGUGGCGUGUGUGGUCACGACCUGGCGCACCUGUCCAGUCCGCAUGAGCACCAGUGUCUGGCGGGCCAUGACCGCUCAUUCCAGUGCACACAGUGUCUCAAGAUCUUCCACCAGGCCACUGACCUGCUGGAGCACCAGUGCGUGCAGGCUGAGCAGAAGCCCUUCGUCUGUGGGGUCUGCAAGAUGGGCUUCUCACUACUCACCUCACUGGCACAGCACCACAGCUCCCACAGUGGCCUGGUGAAGUGUUCCAUCUGUGAAAAGACCUACAAGCCAGCUGAGGCAGCGGAGCCAGCCACCACAGCCGCCCCGUCGCUUCCCGCAGCACCCGCGCCUUCCACUGUCACCCCUGCUGAACAGGCCGACAAGCCCUACAGCUGCCCCAUCUGCCAAAAGCCCUUCAAGCACCUGUCGGAGCUCUCUCGGCAUGAGCGGAUCCACACCGGUGAGAAGCCCUACAAGUGCACGCUGUGUGACAAAAGCUUCAGCCAGUCGUCGCACCUGGUGCACCACAAGCGCACGCACAGCUCCGAGCGGCCCUACAAGUGCGCAGUCUGCGAGAAGACCUUCAAGCACCGCUCUCACCUGGUGCGCCACAUGUACGCGCACUCGGGCGAGCACCACCUGUUCCGCUGCAACGUGUGCGAGUUGCAUUUCAAGGAGUCGUCGGAGCUGCUGCAGCACCCGUGCACGCCAAGUGGGGAGCGGCCCUUCCGCUGCGGCGAGUGCCAGAAGGCCUUCAAGCGGCCCUCGGACCUGCGGCAGCAUGAGCGCACACACAGCGCCGAGCGGCCCUUCAAGUGCGACCUGUGCCCCAUGGGCUUCAAGCAGCAGUACGCACUGAUGCGCCACCGGCGCACACACAAGACCGAGGAGCCCUUCAAAUGCGGCCUAUGUGAGAAGGGCUUUGGGCAGCCCAGCCACCUGCUCUACCACCAGCACGUGCACACCCUCGAGACUCUCUUCAAGUGCCCCGUGUGCCAGAAAGGCUUUGACCAAUCUGCCGAGCUGCUGCGGCACAAGUGCCUGCCCGGCGCGGCCGAGCGGCCCUUCAAGUGCCCUGUGUGCAACAAGGCCUACAAGCGCGCGUCGGCCCUGCAGAAGCACCAGCUGGCCCACUGUGCGGCGGCAGAGAAGCCCCUGCGCUGCACGCUUUGCGAACGCCGCUUCUUCUCCUCUUCCGAGUUCGUGCAGCACCGCUGCGAUCCGGCCCGCGAGAAGCCACUCAAGUGCCCAGACUGCGAGAAACGCUUCAAGUACGCGUCAGACCUGCAGCGGCACCGGCGGGUACACACAGGCGAGAAGCCCUACAAGUGCCCCAACUGCGACAAGGCCUUCAAGCAGCGGGAGCAUCUCAACAAGCACCAGGGCGUGCACGCCCGCGAGCAGCAGUUCAAGUGUGUAUGGUGCGGGGAGCGCUUCCUAGACGUGGCCUUGUUGCAGGAGCACAGCGCGCAGCACAGUGCCGCCGCCGCGGCAGCGGAGGGCGCCUACCAGGUAGCCGCCUGCCUGCCCUGACUCUGCGGCUGUGGCCCCUACCAGCCUGACCUGAGUCGGCGCCGUGGGCCCAGCAGGCCUCGCGCAGCCUAGCUCCUCACAGCUGCCUUGCACCAAGGGCCCCACCCAGCUCGGUGUUCUGAGACCUCGGGAGUGAGGACGCAGGGGUAUGAGGCAGGGAGAGGGUGUGCCGCUCGUACUCCUGGCACCAGCGGGCAGUGCGGGCGGCCAGAUUGCUGUGGCCCAUCCUGAUUCCACAAACCUCUUUCCCAUGACAAGAUUCACUUUCUUGAGAGCCAUCAGCACCCCCCUUAUUUCCGGGGCACUGGAGCCAGGCUGGAAGUCAAGUGGCUUCUCCCUGCCCUAAGGAGGGUGUGAUGCCAGCCCAACCUUCCCAUAUCUUUCAAGCUAGCAGCCACAUAGGUUAGGAAAGCGGAGGCUCAUGGUGGGGCUGGGGCCCCAGAGGUGGGCUAGGUGUAAGGCAUCAGUUGCCGUGUGGGGGAGAAGGCCAGCUUUAAGACGUAGGCCUGGGGACUGGGAGGGCAGAGGGUGAGUCACAGCCCUCUCCGUCUGCUCUAGCCAGGGGCGACGUGUCCCCAGGUUUCUGGCAGGGGAGAUGUGCAGGGUGGGUCUUGGGGCUGGGUCUGCCUGGAGACCAGUGGGCCCAGGGGGAAGGGGGAAGCUGAGAAGUUCGUGUGACACCCUCAGCCAAGGGACAGUGCCAUCCUUGGGGACAGGAGGAAAAGCAGCCUGUCUCUGCUAAGGGCAAAUCCUCCGGUUUUGGAAGCGCCCCUCCCACCUUUGUAGUGCAGUUCCUAGGUGUGGUGGGGAAUGUGCCGUGCUCUCAGCAGACAGAACUGCUGGUGUGAAAGGCAGGGAUUGUCAGCCCACCUGAGGCUGGGAGGAAGCAGGACCAGGCCUAGGAUCUCCCCAGCAGAUGCAAACAAGUGUCCUCCCCUGAAUUGUGUGAACCAAAGCGUCAGGGGCUUGGGGCACAGCCCCAGUCAGCUCAACCCAGUCCUGCUUCAGAGCCAAGACUAGGCCAGGGUGGGGACCCCCCCAGUACCCUCCCUACAUCAAUGUGGCUGCUGGCCUGGACCCCAGGGGUCUGGUACAGCCAAGAUGUUCUGGACAACAUCCAGCUACUUCAAAGGCCAGAGUGUCCUUUGGGUCCUCCUAGAGUCCCCCUAGGUCUCUGGCUGCCCAUGAGGCUCAUGAAGCAGAGGGUAUCCCAGUCAUAGGGAGCAGAAAGAGCAAGUGGGUUAAGGAAGCCUGUGGGGGACCUGGUGGAUGGAGUUGACCAACAUCGCUGGGUGGCUACGGCCCUCCUUAGGAAGCCCAGAAGGACCUUUAUUAUUAAAAUAAUCAUUUUGAACCCUGCUCUAUCCCCUGCCCUCUUCCAGCCCCACCCCUCCCUGGUCUUGAAAGAAGACUAAUCAGUGGGCACACCAAGGGCCCUGAGGGGCAGGGAGAUGCCACCAUGCUUCUCUGUCACCGUAAGAAGGCUGACCAGCCACGCCCACCUCCUCUGUCUGACUGAGUUCCUUCCUGUGGCCACAGGGAGGGGCUGGUCCUUCCCCUCGGUGCUGGCUCUCUGUCACAAUGCCUCAAAAGACAUGGAACCCAGGCCUACAACCGUCCCAACUGCUAAUUCUUUUCCUUUCAUUUUGCUUUCUGAAAGCAGUUUGUUAUACUAUUCAUAACAUUGUAGAGUUUAAUUUCAUGUCAUUUUGGAUCUUAUAUAAAAAUGUGAGGAUUUGGAUUUUUAAAAAGAAUGACUCCAUUUUAGGUAGCCACUUUUGAUGUUAAUAUAUAGUGAGUCCAAUGUAUGCUUUAGAAGUAAAGACAUUGACCGUCACAGA